Messenger RNA from Cladocopium goreaui, 321 nucleotides. The record is from the annotation of a GenBank genome assembly. NCBI's taxonomy places the organism in Eukaryota, Dinophyceae, Suessiales, Symbiodiniaceae.
AUGUGCGAUGUGCUCGGCCCGCCCCAGCUCAUUUGCAUCUUCCAGCGAUACGAUGUUUACAGGAAUCGCGGCUCCGUCUUUGUGUUCGGAAUUGAUAAAGUCAACCAACAGUUCAGCUGCUUGCGAAUUCCCCGCGCAGUUCAGUCUGAAGAGCCACCUACUCCGCUCGAACUGUCGGAAGGUGAACGAUGCUAUCCCUUGGAACAGAUGCAGGAACACCGAAGGCAGCUUCCGCACUUGGAGGAGGUGAGCCGGUGCACGAAUAUGUCGUGGUCAUGCCUUGCUCAUCAAAUAGUACUGAGACAUACUGAGACCAUCUGA